CGAGCGCGGUGCGGGCGCUCACAGCAGAGCGGAGCAGCGCCAGCGGCGAGGCAGCUCGGGUCGCCGCUGUUGCUUUUUGUCAAUAGAAAUUGCAUUUCAUCUGCUUUUUCGGGGGUUUUCGGUACCGUCUGCGCUGGAUAAGCUUCUUUCGGGUUGCUACGACGACAUGCAGGAAUCCAAGACCGAUCAAGCAGCCAAUAGCAGCCCAGCUGGCCAGGAGGGACUGAGCUCAGAGGAGGAGCAAGUGGCCAGCGAGACUUUGUCAACGUUUAAAACAUCUCCGGCCAGUUUGCAGCAGAUACAGCAGGCACUUCAAGUUGCUCAACAACAGCGACAGCAGUGUGGGGAGAAGUCCCAGAAGAGUGGGGAGAAGGAUCCAGAAACGCAGGUGCCUGUGUCGUUGGCGAUGAUGACUCCUCAAGUGGUCACUCCUCAGCAGAUGCACCAAAUCCUCCAGCAGCAAGUCCUGAGCCCCCAGCAACUUCAACUGUUACUGCAACAACAGCAGGCUGUGAUGUUACAGCAGCAACAGCUGCAGGAGUUCUACAAGAAGCAGCAAGAGGAUCUUCAUCUGCAGCUUCUCCAGCAGCAGCAGCAGCAGCACAGUGGCAAACCCAGCAAAGAGAUGAUCGCCCAGCAGAUGGCUGUCCAGCAGCAGCUCCUCUCCCUCCAGCAGCAGCAUCUGCUCAGCUUGCAGAGGCAGGGCCUGCUGACGCUCCCUCAAGCCACAGCCCUCGCCUCACUUCCCCAGAGUAUGCUUCCUGCAGAGCUGCAGCAGCUGUGGAAAGAUGCGACUGAGGGUAGAUCUGAGGAAAAGGGAAGAGGUGAUAAGUCCCCCUCUCCCCCUAAACCACCUCUCCUCAACCAGCACCCCAGCACCAACGGACACCACGCACCCCGUCCUGUCAGAAGAGAGAGUUCACAGGAGGCUCAGUCCCAGAGCAAUCACCCACUCUACAGCCACGGCGUGUGCAAGUGGCCGGGCUGCGAGGCCGUGUUGGGAGACUUCCAAUCAUUCCUCAAGCAUUUAAACAGUGAACAUGCACUGGAUGACAAGAGCACAGCUCAGUGCAGAGUCCAAAUGCAAGUCGUUCAACAGCUUGAACUGCAGCUAGCUAAAGACAAAGAACGCCUCCAGGCCAUGAUGGCCCACCUCCAUGUCAAAGCUACUGAGCCUAAACCAACCCCACAGCCGGUGAACCUGGUUUCCAGCCUCACUCUUGCCAAGGCGACGGUUCCCAAGCCCACUCCGUCUAUGAGCCUUUCCCAAAGUGCCACGGCCCCGUCCACACCCCUCACGCCGCUGCCUCAGACGCCCACCGUCAUCAUUCCCACCAGUCUGCACGGCAUGGGGACCAUUCGCAAACGCUACUCCGACAAGUACAACAUGGCCAUGGACCAAGACAUUGUGCAGAAUAAGGAGUUUUACCUGAGUGCUGAAGUCAGGCCACCAUUUACAUAUGCAGCUUUGAUAAGGCAGGCGAUUUUUGAGUCUCCAGAAAAGCAGCUAACGCUAAAUGAGAUCUACAACUGGUUCACUCGAACCUUUGCCUAUUUCAGGCGCAACGCAGCAACAUGGAAGAAUGCGGUUAGGCAUAACCUCAGUCUCCACAAGUGUUUUGUGAGAGUGGAGAACGUGAAAGGAGCCGUUUGGACUGUGGACGAGCUGGAGUUUCAGAAAAGGAGACCUCAGAAGAUCACUGGAUCACCUUCUCUGUUGAAGAACAUCCAGGCGAGCCUUGGCCAAAGCCCUGCCCUGUCUGCUCUGCAGGCUGCGAAGGUGGACGGUGGCCUGACACAGUACAGCUCUGCCUCUAUGGGGGGCUCCACUCUGAAGGCCCUGGCCAACGCUAUGCAUGAGGAGAUGAUUGCGCAGGAGCACGAGGACGGCUCCCACAGUGACUCCAGCCUGGAGCUGUCCCCCAUGUCUGCUCUGCACCAUGCUGGAAUGAAAGGGGAGCAGUUGGAGGGGGAGGACCUUGAAGGCUCCAUGUCUCCAGACAUGGGAGAAGAGCACAGCCCCGACAUGGAGCAUGACCUAGAUUAUCCCGAAGACCACGACCCGCAGCCCGCCCGCCCGACAGCUUUUUCCUGAAGCCCAGCCGUUCCGCGGCCAUUUCCGACCGGACUUCAAGCGUUUUUUUUUCCCAGUCCCUUAUUGACAGCUAAACAAUGUACCAGCAGACUCUGAGAAUUGUUUCACGAGGAGUUCAAUUCACAAUUCAAUUCCACUUGGGAACAACUGUUAUUUAUUCUUUGGAGCUACCUGUUGUUUUUGUAUGCAAUGGAUUGACCUCAGCGGUACUAAAGGGCUCCUCUUUGUAGGGGUAAUGCAUUGUAAACGUUGGCCCAUAGACUAACAGAGGAUGUUGAGGAGGGGCUUAUUCAGCUGUUGGGUGUGUGUCUUGAGUAUACACUUAAAAUAAGCACUACACCGCCUGGGUUGACUACAUGCAGAACCUACUUGCUUUAAUCAGGUGAUUCACGUUACGGUUAUCGCAAAUACCAUGUUGACACUAGAAGCGUCUAGAACCAGUGUUGCCGUAGAAUGUGUAGAAACUCUGGGAACUCCGGGUCACAAUGCUUACGAGUCUUCUCACAUCUGCUAUGUGCUAAACUACGUUUAGUCCGAGUUUGAUCACCACUGCCUCAAAUACUAUGUGGUUAGUCACUGUUUUGGGUCACGUUUGGCCUUAAAUAUGGGUGUGGCCCAUUAGUUAUAGGUCUGCUCACUGAAAUUGUGAAUGUCUUUUUUUUUUUUUUUUUAACUUUCCUUUUAUUUUUUUUGUUUGUUUUCACGGUAGAAACCAAAACCAAAGGGGAACAUUUUGUAACCAGCACUUGAUGAAUGUUUUUUCUAAUUAUUAGUUUGAUUUUUUUUUUUUGAUUCCCACUGUUUGUACAGAAUGUUGCUGAAUCAAACUGCGUAGACACACCAUCAGAAAAGAACAGUCGAAAUGUACGUUUCCUUCAUUCGGUUACCAACAACGAGCUAAACCAAAAGUCGCUGUACUUGUGUGGAGCAACGUUUUUGUCUAGAUUUUGUUAGGUCUCUUUUCCCAACUGUAGAUAGCAGAUAUCAACAACAGUUACCAAAGAUUGUGAAAGUAAAGAUGCUUUUUAUGAUAUCUA
Messenger RNA from Pygocentrus nattereri (red-bellied piranha), 3132 nucleotides. It is a transcript of the gene foxp1a, whose product is annotated as forkhead box P1a. Gene Ontology annotation, cellular component: nucleus. The transcript is spliced from 17 exons. The record is from RefSeq and is a predicted model, not a curated record. The coding region runs from base 167 to 2095 and encodes 642 amino acids. Gene Ontology annotation, biological process: regulation of transcription by RNA polymerase II. Gene Ontology annotation, molecular function: DNA-binding transcription repressor activity, RNA polymerase II-specific; RNA polymerase II cis-regulatory region sequence-specific DNA binding. Lineage: Eukaryota; Metazoa; Chordata; Actinopteri; Characiformes; Serrasalmidae.